AUGGCGACUCCUCCCGCGCCUGUGCCCGUCCAGUGCUUCGGCCGCAAGAAAUCGGCCGUGGCCGUCGCCUACGCGCGUCCCGGCAAGGGGCUCGUCAAGCUCAAUGAGGAGCUUGCGCAGCAGCAGCAGCAGCAGCACCAGCACGGCAGCAGCACAGCAUCAGCAGCAGCAGUAGCAGCAACACCAGCAGCUGCAGCAGCAAUUCCAGCGGCAGCAACAGCAGCAGCAUGGCUAGUCAAGCUCUGGCAUAGAAGCGACGGCCCGGCAACCCGCGUGCUCGUGGGAGCGAGCAGCUGGCAGCAGCUCACACCAGCCGUCCGUCCCUGCAUGCUGCCUCCCGCAGGCAUCCCCCUUGAGCUGGUCCAGCCCGAGGCGCUGCGCUACAAGGCCUUUGAGCCGCUGCUGCUGCUGGGCAAGUCCCGCUGGGGCUUCCUCGACAUCCGGCUGCGCGUGAAGGGCGGCGGCCACGUCAGCCAGAUCUAUGCGAUCAGGCAGGCGAUCUCCAAGGCGGUGGUGGCGUACUACCAGAAGAACGUGGAUGAGCAGACCAAGGGGCAGGUGAAGGACGUGCUGCUGCAGUACGACCGCACCCUGCUGGUGGCCGACCCCCGCCGCGCGGAGCCCAAGAAGUUCGGUGGCCGCGGCGCCCGCGCCCGGUUCCAAAAGUCGUACCGUUAG
Messenger RNA from Monoraphidium neglectum, 678 nucleotides. RefSeq names its product 40S ribosomal protein S16. Gene Ontology annotation, cellular component: cytosolic small ribosomal subunit; ribosome. NCBI's taxonomy places the organism in Eukaryota, Viridiplantae, Chlorophyta, Chlorophyceae, Sphaeropleales, Selenastraceae. The transcript has 6 exons. Gene Ontology annotation, biological process: translation; maturation of SSU-rRNA from tricistronic rRNA transcript (SSU-rRNA, 5.8S rRNA, LSU-rRNA). Gene Ontology annotation, molecular function: structural constituent of ribosome; RNA binding. The record is from RefSeq and is a predicted model, not a curated record. The coding region runs from base 1 to 678 and encodes 225 amino acids.